Messenger RNA from Esox lucius (northern pike), 2073 nucleotides. It is a transcript of the gene phgdh, whose product is annotated as phosphoglycerate dehydrogenase. Bases 125 to 1708 code for a protein of 527 amino acids. Gene Ontology annotation, molecular function: phosphoglycerate dehydrogenase activity; NAD binding. The transcript is spliced from 12 exons. The record is from RefSeq and is a predicted model, not a curated record. Gene Ontology annotation, biological process: L-serine biosynthetic process. NCBI's taxonomy places the organism in Eukaryota, Metazoa, Chordata, Actinopteri, Esociformes, Esocidae.
AAUCUUCAUUCAAAACCAACGGCACCGAGAACUUUUCAGCGUGUGGAUCAGUAUACGUAAGGGUUCACUCAUUCAUGCUCCAUUCAUCUGUGAAAUUGUUCCCAACUGUUGAGAGAACUGCAAAAUGGCCCCAAUAUCCAUCAAACGCAUUUUAAUCAGUGAAAGUGUUGAUUCUUGCUGCAUGAAAAUCUUGCAAGAAAAUGGAAUCCAAGUAAUUGAGAAGCCGAAUAUGAAUAAAGAUGACUUGAUUGCAGAGAUCAAGGACUAUGAUGGCCUUGUUGUUAGAUCUGCGACAAAGGUGACUGCUGAUGUCAUCAAUGCUGCUAGUAAUCUUAAAGUCAUUGGAAGAGCUGGGACUGGCGUUGACAACGUGGAUGUGGAUGCUUCCACCAAAAAGGGCAUCAUAGUCAUGAACACACCAAGUGGAAACACCAUCAGUGCUGCAGAACUGACAUGUACCCUUUUGAUGAGCCUCUCGAGGCAUGUGCCACAAGCAGUUAUGUCCAUGAAAGCUGGGAAUUGGGAUCGCAAAAAAUUCAUGGGUGCAGAGAUGUACGGCAAAAUACUUGGAAUAGUUGGACUUGGAAGAAUUGGAAAGGAAGUUGCAUCCAGAAUGCAGUCUUUUGGCAUGAAGACCAUCGGUUAUGAUCCAAUCACUCCUCCUGAAGUAACUGCCUCCUGGGGAGUGGAGCAGAUGUCUCUGGAGGAGCUGUGGCCCCGAUGUGAUUACAUCACCGUCCACACUCCCCUCAUGCCAUCUACAACAGGUCUCCUAAAUGACGCCACAUUUGCUAAGUGCAAGAAAGGUGUGAAGGUGGUGAACUGUGCACGUGGAGGUAUCAUCGACGAGGCGGCCCUCCUCAGAGCCUUGGAGUCUGGACAGUGCGGAGGGGCAGGCCUUGAUGUUUUUGUCGAGGAACCCCCAAAGGACCGUGUUCUGGUGAACCAUCCCAAUGUGAUUACCUGUCCUCAUCUGGGAGCCAGUACCAAGGAGGCCCAGGCACGCUGUGGACAGGACAUAGCUCUGCAGAUUGUGGACAUGGUGAAGGGAAAAUGCCUGGUUGGAGCAGUAAACGCCCAGGUUUUGGCAAGCACAUUCUCACCUGAGUCUCACCAGUGGAUCAGACUUGGAGAGGCCAUAGGAGCUGUGCUGAAAUCAUGCACCACCUCAAAACAACCCUUCAAUCAAGUACAAAUCACAACUCAAGGAGACUCCUUGAAAGCUUCUUCCAGUUACAUGACCUCCGCAGUAAUUGUUGGAUUACUUACUGAUGGGUCCAAGAGUCGCCCCAACCUGGUAAAUGCACUGAGUCUGGCCAAGGAAUCUGGAAUCACGGUGACCCGAAACCACAGUGAGGGCCUGACAGAAAGUGCAUGUGUGGUGGAAAUCUCUGUCAACGGCUCCUGCUACAGAGCUACUGGUUCAGUCCAGGGAGGGGUACCGAUUUUGUUGGAGCUGAACCGCAGUGUUUUCCGGCAGCCUGUCUCUCUUACCGGCAACCUGCUUUUCUUCAAGGCUGCGUCUUCUCCUCUGCUCCUUUCCUCUUUGACUGGUUUCCUGGCCAAAGCGGGAGUGGAAAUGGAAUCAUUCAGCGCCCCAACUACUUGUAUUGGAGAACCAUGGUAUUGUGUGGGGUUGGCCUCUCUCCUCGGAGACCUUGGUGCCUUAAAACCAUUAGUGCAAGAAGCGGCAAUGCUCUCUGUGUAAAUGGCCAUGAUAGGGCAUUGUUCCCAGUAGAGGGACCAGUAGAGUAUUCCAAUGUUUAAAGAUCUAACCACGGAAGUCUGCCUAAUCUGAAUGGUGCCUGUUAGCCGUUUCGCAUUUUAGUGCUUACAGUUUACGAUGUGUAUUUGUUCUCUUUAACAUUCCAUUUGGUCUUGAAACAAAUGUUACUAAUGCUGUACCUAUUUGAUUUUUGCAAUACGAGCUAUAUAGACUGAAAUAGUUCUCACUCACCUCAAAUAAGUGAGAACCAAGGGCCACUUUUCCAUGUUUGCCGCAAAGUUUAAGGGGGAAUAUGACCUGUACUUUUUCAGUCAAUAUAGAAUUAAUAAAAAUGUUAGAUUAUGAAA